AUGGAGUUACUUACACAGUACGAAAGUUCUACAUCCAGUGAUAGCAAUUUUGAGCUUGACUCUCGGCAAGUUCGACAGGUAUACUUGGUCACUUACAGCCAAGCAAAUACAACAAAAUUUCCAACAUCAAGGCGUUCCUUUGCUGAAGCUGUUGUUAGAUCGUUUACUCAACGAACCGCGUCCGUAAUUCAAUGGUGCUGUGCCCAAGAAAACCAUCUGCGUUCAGGAGUGCAUUUUCACGUACCAAUAAAAAUAAAUAAAAAUCAGCGUUGGUUGCCCGCGAAAAGAUAUCUCCAGGAAACAUACGGCAUAUCUGUACACUUUUCAAGCAUCCAUGCAAACUAUUUCACAGCUUGGCGCUAUGUCACAAAAGAUGAUAUUGCCGACUAUGAGGAAAGCGAAGGGCAUCCAGAUCUCACGAAUGCUUGUGAACCACCCACUAUGAAGGUACACGAAGCACUGCGAAAAAAACGCAAAUCUCGUUUAAGACGCGAAUUGGCAAUAUCCUCAAACGCUGUUCAGACUGAAAACGAACAUGCUUCUGAGAUUGCAAAUGCAUGCAAAGCAAAAGAGGGUCGCCCAAGGAAACGUCAACGUCUUACUUCCUACCAAGUCUCGCAAAUAAUUGUGGACAAAAAUAUUCAGGACCGAACGGAACUGAUGGCUUUUGCAAAUAUUCAGAAACGAGAAGGAAAAACUGACCUAGCAGAAUUUGUCUUAAAUCGCGGCACGAAGGUGGUAAACAUAGUGAUUUCUAACGCUUGGGAAAUGAAAAAAGCUGAAGAAACACUACGGAGAAGAAAUACAUCUCGUAUAGACAUAUUGCAAGAAGCUUAUGAGGCAGAAUGCACAUGUGAGACACACAGAGAGUGGGAGAUAUGUGCUUUGGAGAUAUUACAUAAUAAUGACAUACCAGCACAUCAAUUUGCCAUGUGUGUAAAAGAGUCUCUCGUGAAAGGGCGAGGAAAGUGCAGGAAUGUAAUGCUGACGGGUCCAGCCAAUUGUGGGAAGAAAUUUUUAUGUUGGAGCCGAAAAUUCUGA
Messenger RNA from Paramuricea clavata, 1041 nucleotides. The record is from the annotation of a GenBank genome assembly. Lineage: Eukaryota; Metazoa; Cnidaria; Anthozoa; Malacalcyonacea; Plexauridae.